AUGGCUCGACAAGGUGCCACGAGCACCUCAGACGGCUCCUCAAGCGAGGAGUUUGCGUUUCGCAAAGGGCAGGCGGAUCACGAGCAGCGAACGAGGGAUGCGGCCGUUCACGACGGGAAGAUCGCAAUGUGGGUGGCUGUUGGUGCGAGUGUGCUGGGACUGCUGUGCAGCGCCUACGGAAUCUUCUCUUUCCGCUCCGACGACAGCUUCUUUUGUCCUGCGUUCGUGAUAACGGCUGUCGGUUGGGGGAUCCUGAUCGGGAUCGAGCUGUUCCUCCUGCGAGAGCUGCAUGCGAAGCGGCGCGGUCACCACGGCGCCAUUAUCCGUCGUUCGGCCUUCAUCUUCGGGGGCUGGUGCUUCGGCUACUUCGCUGCCGCACUCGUCGUGGUCGUGGUCUGCAUGCUCAAGGGACGGUUUGCCAACUCGAGCCAUCCUGGCAUCGGCUACACGCUUCUCAUCACGGAAGCCAUCCUCGACCUCCUCGUCUGCGGCGCCUGUCUCGCCCGCUACGUCCACCGCUACCUCCAGCCGAUGAGGCACGCCCAGCCUCACCUCGAAGACAAGGCCAACAUGGAGUCGACCGAGAAGCAGAUUGCUCGCAAGGUCUCGGGCGCGUCGCAGCGUGUUGCGCGCAAGGUCUCGUCGGCGUCGUCGAGGUUCAGCGGGAAGGGGCGGCGGGCGGAGCGUUCGACUCGCUCAAGCCAGCCGAUCGUUCGCCCUUCGACUCGACAGCGACCCUCGCCAACGAAGAAGAAGGACGACUACGGCUCCGCUAGCGCCAGCGAGUCGUCCGCCUCGAACGGCUCUGCCAGCUCGCAACCUUCAUCGGACGACGAGCUGCUGCCGCCUCGGCGCAGAACGGCUACCACAGCGUCGCCUCAUUCUUCGGCUUCCUCGACGAAACGGCAGUCGUCCCAGCCCGCCUCCACCGCCUACCCUCCCGCGAAUCAACGGACUCGUCGCAACCAAGUCGCUGAGCUUCCUGCGCCGUACCGCUUGCCCUCAGCAUCUCUGGCUCCCGCUUCGGCGCAUCCCCCUCAGCAUUCCGUCCGCGUCGAGCAUCAGACACCCCUUGGGACGGAGGGGCUACGCUGGGACGUCGACGCGCAGCGUUACAAGCCGGUCGAUGCGCGCGCCAAGUACCUCCAAUCGGUCUCCCAUCUUCCAAAGUCUCUCCAACCUGGCUAUGCAUCCGGCCCAGCACCACCGUCGAGAUCGCCUCUCGCCGUUCAGCCGAAUGGUUCGCCGGCCUUUCCACCCGUACCUCCGCCGCCACCACACCCUUAUUCAGCUGCUCCGAGGCAAUUUUCAUACUCCCCAACUCGUUCCGGCACGGCGCCUCCCGCUCCAUCAACCGCAACUCGCCCACCAUACGUCUCGCCCUCGCCCGGACCGCCUGCUCCCGCCUCUCAGCCGUACAGGCCGACUUCCGCCCCACUCGACGCUCACGCAGUAGCAACACGAGCCCCUGCCAGCCUACAGAAGCCGCCGGUGCAGGUCCAGUACCGCGCUUGGCAUCCUUCCUUCGCUACGACCGGUGCCGGACGCCCGUCCAACCCCGACGCACUUCUCCCCAUGCCGCUGUACAACCCGCAUAACUCACCGUGA
Molecule: messenger RNA, 1608 nt
Organism: Rhodotorula toruloides NP11
Lineage: Eukaryota; Fungi; Basidiomycota; Microbotryomycetes; Sporidiobolales; Sporidiobolaceae
Exons: 4
Coding region: 1-1608 (535 amino acids)
Source: RefSeq, a predicted model, not a curated record